Molecule: messenger RNA, 861 nt
Organism: Callorhinchus milii (elephant shark)
Lineage: Eukaryota; Metazoa; Chordata; Chondrichthyes; Chimaeriformes; Callorhinchidae
Gene: psma2a
Product: proteasome 20S subunit alpha 2a
Biological process (GO): ubiquitin-dependent protein catabolic process
Cellular component (GO): proteasome core complex, alpha-subunit complex; proteasome core complex
Source: RefSeq, marked provisional
GAUGUCGUCGGAUAGGCGCGGGCGAGGGGGCGGCUGGGAAGGCGGUGUUGCGCAGGCGCGUUGCCCUUCUGUGGGAGAGCGUCGACCCGGGUGAGGAUAUGGCGGACCGGGGCUACAGCUUCUCGUUAACUACGUUCAGCCCUUCUGGCAAACUUGUGCAGAUUGAGUAUGCUCUGGCAGCUGUAGCUGCAGGUGCUCCAUCAGUGGGAAUCAAAGCUUCCAAUGGAGUAGUACUGGCAACAGAAAAGAAACAGAAGUCAAUUCUUUAUGAUGAACAGAGUGUACACAAGGUGGAGCCAAUCACCAAGCAUAUAGGAAUGGUGUACAGCGGAAUGGGUCCAGAUUACAGAGUCCUGAUACGCCGGGCUCGUAAAUUGGCGCAGCAAUACUAUCUUGUGUAUCAGGAGCCCAUCCCCACAGCCCAGCUAGUUCAGAGAGUGGCCUCUGUUAUGCAGGAAUACACACAAUCUGGGGGUGUCCGUCCAUUCGGAGUGUCGUUGUUGGUUGCUGGCUGGGAAGAUGGUCACCCACAUUUGUUCCAAUCAGAUCCAUCUGGUGCAUACUUUGCAUGGAAAGCAACAGCCAUGGGGAAGAAUUAUGUAAAUGGAAAGACUUUCCUUGAAAAAAGGUACAAUGAAGACCUAGAACUUGAAGAUGCUAUUCACACGGCAAUCUUAACACUAAAGGAGAGCUUUGAAGGACAAAUGACAGAAGAUAACAUAGAGGUUGGAAUCUGCAAUGAGGCAGGAUUUCGAAGACUCACUCCAGCAGAAGUGAAAGAUUAUCUGGCUACCAUUGUCUAAUAACUUUCAAUCUGAUCAGGAGCGAGUUUUUUUUAAAAUAAAAAAACUACUGAUAAUU